Messenger RNA from Funneliformis caledonium, 288 nucleotides. Lineage: Eukaryota; Fungi; Glomeromycota; Glomeromycetes; Glomerales; Glomeraceae. The record is from the annotation of a GenBank genome assembly.
AUGGAAAGAUAUACAAGACUUAUUUAUAAGUACACUCUUGGAGAAGAAAAAUAUACCUUUAUUGAAGAGGUUAAAAAUCCAAAAUCUGUUAUGAUAUUGGUUAAAGGACCUAAUUCUCACACAAUUGCGCAGAUUAAUGAUGCCAUCUGUAAUAAAUUGCGAGCUAUAAAGAAUGCAAUUGAAGAUAAAUGUAUAGUAUUAGGAGCAAAAGCAUUUCAAGUUGGACUUUCAUCUCACUUGAAUAAAUUUAAAAGUUCAGUCAAGAGAAAGGCCAAGAUGGAAGUUUAA